This is a messenger RNA of Heterobasidion irregulare TC 32-1, 1041 nucleotides long. RefSeq lists its product as uncharacterized. Lineage: Eukaryota; Fungi; Basidiomycota; Agaricomycetes; Russulales; Bondarzewiaceae. The transcript has 6 exons. The annotation marks the transcript as partial. The record is from RefSeq and is a predicted model, not a curated record.
AUGAGCCUUGACCAGAACCUGUUCACCCUCAAUGUCACCCCGAACGCUGAACAUCCCUCGGUCGUCGACUUGGUAGACCCCAAAGGGACAGUGCACUACCGGAAGGAGCGAGAACCAGGAACGCUCUACAGGAUCAACGUGUACGAGCCACUGUCGGAGUCGCUGCUCGCAUCCGCUACUGCCCCCUCCGCGACGAGCAAGCAGAAGAUCAUCGAGCUGCACAACCCGUCCCAGGUUGUAGAGCUCAAGUCCAUCGGUACCCUUUCCUUCAAGUGGAGCUUCAAGUGGGAGGAACAUGAAUUUGAGUGGAAGCGUGAAGAGUGUUUCAUGAUUCGCAAGCCAGAUCCUCCUGUCCUCGUCGCAGUGACCAAGGAACCUCCGGGGAAACUAAAGACGACUGCUGUUCAAAUUCUUGACUACAAUCUCAAUAGAUUCGACAUCAACGAUCGCAAGGGCCUUGAGAUCGCCCUCCUCACAGCCCUUCUAACAUUUCACGACUUGAACGACUCUUACCAUAAACCCUUACCAGAGCAGACCCCUGCGAUCACAGAGGCAUCUUUGCCUCGACAAGCCUCCGGGAGUGCUCCGCCUCCCCCACCUAAGCCCGCACCAAAAACUGGCGUCGACCGCAUUGCGGAGAUGCACGCGGUGCGUGGCGAGGUGAACGAUAUCUUGGUAGAAGAUGAGGGGCAGGUGAGCGACUACGCGCAGUACGCGAUGAAUCUCCUCGAGGAUGAAGCAAUGCUUUUCGUUACAAUACACUCAUCCUCGGCGGCGGAUGUCCCAAAGGUAUUACAGGUUGUUGAAGAAACCAAGCGGAUCCGACACAAACGAGGUCUAGCAUGCGACACAGAGCUGCACCAAUACGUCAUCUACGACCGCCCUUUAACAUCAUCAUUACCGCCACGCGGAGGCCCGCGACGCAUCGUCCUGGACGAUCCCCAAGCAAAGAGCAAAGACGCGCCGAAGAGGGAAUACAGUCCUCCCAGCAGCCUCACCAUCCAUCUCAGUAAAAUACCCAUGCCCGAGCUCCAGCCCCGU